Messenger RNA from Artibeus jamaicensis (Jamaican fruit-eating bat), 3652 nucleotides. It is a transcript of the gene BANP, whose product is annotated as BTG3 associated nuclear protein. NCBI's taxonomy places the organism in Eukaryota, Metazoa, Chordata, Mammalia, Chiroptera, Phyllostomidae. Gene Ontology annotation, molecular function: DNA binding. Gene Ontology annotation, biological process: negative regulation of protein catabolic process; protein localization to nucleus. The transcript is spliced from 13 exons. The record is from RefSeq and is a predicted model, not a curated record. Bases 263 to 1765 code for a protein of 500 amino acids.
GCUAAAGGCCUAGGGCUGUAGGCUCCGCCCCGGUUCUAGUGGCACAGUCCGGGGAACUUGCGCAGACUGUCUGGGGCGGAGGGCCGCGGGAAGCGACUUGUAGCGCCUGCGCAGAUCGACUGCUUCUCUCGCGAGGACGGGCGCCAUUAUCGCAGCUCCCCGACAAACACCACGAGAAUUCCGCAGCCCACACGGUGGCAGAAUCCCAGUCCUGUGUGAGUUUGCUUCUUCCUUGUUGACUGCCCCUCUCCUCCCGUUCUGGAUGAUGUCAGAACAGGAUCUGGCGGAUGUGGUGCAGAUUGCAGUAGAAGAUCUGAGUCCCCAUCACCCAGUUGUACUGGAGAAUCAUGUAGUGACAGAUGAAGAUGAACCAUCUUUGAAACGCCAACGAUUAGAGAUCAAUUGUCAGGACCCCUCUAUAAAGUCAUUCCUGUAUUCCAUUAACCAGACAAUAUGCUUACGAUUGGAUAGCAUUGAAGCCAAACUGCAAGCUCUCGAGGCUACUUGUAAAUCAUUAGAAGAAAAGCUGGAUCUGGUCACAAACAAGCAGCACAGUCCCAUCCAAGUUCCCAUGGUAGCAGGCUCCCCUCUCGGUGCGACGCAGACAUGCAACAAAGUGCGAUGCGUCGUCCCCCAGACUACAGUAAUACUCAACAAUGAUCGGCAGAACGCCAUUGUAGCCAAGAUGGAAGACCCCUUGAGCAACAGGGCACCGGAUUCCCUGGAAAAUAUCAUUAGCAACGCGGUUCCCGGGCGUCGGCAGAACACCAUUGUGGUGAAGGUGCCGGGGCAAGAAGACAGCCACAACGAGGACGGGGAGAGCGGGUCCGAGGCCAGCGACUCAGUGUCUACCUGCGGACAGUCGGGAAGUCAGAACAUAGGGAACAACGUCACCCUCAUCACCCUCAACUCAGAAGAGGACUACCCCAAUGGCACGUGGCUGGGAGACGAGAACAACCCUGAGAUGCGGGUGCGCUGCGCCAUUAUCCCCUCCGACAUGUUGCACAUCAGCACCAACUGCCGCACGGCCGAGAAGAUGGCGCUGACGCUGCUGGACUACCUCUUCCACCGAGAGGUGCAGGCUGUUUCCAACCUCUCGGGCCAGGGGAAGCACGGCAAGAAGCAGCUUGACCCCCUCACCAUCUAUGGCAUCCGGUGCCACCUCUUCUAUAAAUUUGGAAUCACGGAAUCUGACUGGUACCGAAUCAAACAGAGCAUCGACUCCAAAUGCCGGACAGCCUGGCGGCGGAAACAGCGAGGCCAGAGCCUGGCCGUCAAGAGUUUCUCCCGGAGAACGCCGUCCUCAUCUUCAUACAGCACAUCAGAGAGCAUGAUGAGCACACCGCCUCCCGCCACGGAGAUGCCACAGCCCCAGCCGCAGGCCCUCCACUACGCGCUGGCCAAUGCCCAGCAGGUCCAGAUCCACCAGAUUGGAGAGGACGGGCAGGUCCAAGUAAUCCCACAGGGUCACCUCCACAUCACCCAGGUGCCUCAAGGGGAGCAGGUGCAGAUCACGCAGGACAGUGAGGGCAAUCUACAGAUACACCACGUGGGACAGGAUGGGCAGGUGCUGCAGGGGGCCCAGCUGAUAGCCGUGGCUUCUUCAGACCCCACUGCUGCAGGGGUGGAUGGAUCGCCUCUUCAGGGAAGCGAUAUCCAGGUCCAGUACGUCCAGCUGGCACCAGUGGCUGACCACACUACAGCAGCUCAGGGUGUAAUCUGUGGCUCUCCGUGCACCCCAUCAAGCUGGCUCCCGAGGCACUGACAGCGCCCAGGCUCCUGAAUGGCUCCCUGGCCAUCUGAUGUGUCAAGAUGUUCCAGGAGCAUCUGGUAUUUUUCCUGCCUGGGCAGAACCAGCCGUCUCUUCAAGGAGUCCUGUUCACUUUUAGAGGAAGAUGGUAUUUAGAAACCAAGAUCUGGGUGCUGGGGGUGCUCCUGCUCCUGCUCCUGGGGCGUCCCAGGUCCAGCCCUCCCGGUGAACAGAACUGGGCAGUGUGUGUGUGCGCACACAUGCAUGUAACAAAUACAUGUGUGUAUGUGGUCUACACCCACACAAAUGUACACUCGCACAAAUGCACUCACUCGCGCACACACUUUUAUCUGUAUUUAUCUGCCAGUGAAUCCCUCCAGUCAGCCAACUGCUGACUCCCGUCCCUUGCCAAUUGGACUGUUUUGACUUCACUGGUACACAGCAUUUUCACUUGAUCCAGAUCAGGAUUCUGUGGCCCUGAAGAAGCAUCUCCCCUGGACCUCUAAUUUGACAGAGUAAGCACGUGGGCUCACCCAGAAACCUGGACAAGUAGCAGAGCUCCAUUUGCAAUUGAGGUUCUCUGAACAGAUUUCUGACCUUAGCUGUGUUCUUUAUAAGAGCAAAAAGUUGCAAAACUCAUCAUGCCCAUCAAUGUCUGUGAAAUGUGGCUUGGGCGACUGGCACAGAAUUCUUGACUCCUGAUCUAGGGUCAGGGUCAGAGAGCUGAAGCCUGUGGAGGUGAGAGGAGAGAAUUUUAGGGCAAAACAGCUUGGACUUGGGUCCGGGGCAGCACAGUGGAGGAGAGAGCACUCUGACCUGUGUCCAAGGACACCUGGGACUCCCUGUUUGCUGGGGUCUCGAUGGACGCCCCUGCACCCUUGCUUGUGGGCCAGCACUGGCUCCUGCUCACUGGACCGCUGUAGAACAAGGAUGGGGCCGGGAGAAGCAAGUCCAAGUCAGAACAGCAAGUAGGUCAGUGUUCCCAGCUCUUUCUUCCCCCUGCUGCGGGACCCCGUGCACCCUGUUUCCUUCACAGAUGUGGUUAAUCAGAGGGGAAACCACAGCUGACUGCGGCCCAUUUCCUGGCCCGCCUCCCAUUGGUUGAGGUGACUGGGUGGGCCGAGCCUACUUCCCACUUCUGCCACCAUUUGCUCAACUAACCACUGGUGCUCUGGCCUAGAGAUCCCACCCUCCUUUCUCCCCUAGUUGGGCUGCAGAAUGGCCUGGCUGGAGCCAGAAGUACUGAGGGAAAUGUCUCCAGGAGGGUCAGACAGAGGGACAGUAUUAAACCCCCAAACUCAUGACCUUUCUCCCCAUCCCAGGGCUGGAUGGGUCCCACGGGCCAAGCUGUGAGGGCCCCGGGCAAUAUCUGCUGGAGGGAGGGGCAGAAUUGUGCCACAGACCUGUGCCCCCAGACGACUUGCCUUGAAACUAAAGGAGCCCUUGGACCACUGGAGAAAGAGAACAUGGGAAGGAACAUCAGCCAUGUGGGUGCCCAGGAUUCAGGAAGUGUGUUCUGAUGUGUGCCAAGGGCCCUCAGGACAGGCCGCCGGCCUUCACUCCAGCCUCGAGGAAGAGAAGCUGAUUCUCUCUGUAUAGGUGAGGCCCAGCCCAGUGUGUCCAGACCUCAAAGCCCUUUCUCAGCAGGAACUUUAUGGUCCUAGUCCCUCCUGGGAAAGGAGGUCCCUGGUUCACUUCUGCUCAUCAACUGGUAUUUCUCUUCAUGGUCUGACAAGACCCUCUUACGUGUCAAAGGGACCCUGUUGUUCUGUAGUGGUGAUGGUAGACUAAAACCGGUGAAUUGCACAUGUCAUAUCAGUGAAAUGUAUGGAAUGUGAGUUAUAUCACAAUAAAGUUGGAAUUGUUAAAGGGCCUUAUUCUAAUUACAAUAAAUAAAUGAGU